Molecule: messenger RNA, 918 nt
Organism: Nematocida ausubeli
Lineage: Eukaryota; Fungi; Microsporidia
Exons: 1
Coding region: 1-918 (305 amino acids)
Biological process (GO): base-excision repair
Cellular component (GO): mitochondrion; nucleus
Molecular function (GO): DNA-(apurinic or apyrimidinic site) endonuclease activity; zinc ion binding; DNA binding
Source: RefSeq, a predicted model, not a curated record
AUGCUAGGGAAGUUCAUUCAGAAAAAAGAAAAGCCAUGCAAUGUGCAAAUGACAGAGCCAACAAGUGAAAUAAUUCAGAGCAGCGACAAGCAUGUCGGCGCACACCUUUCUAUCCAGGGUGGAAUUGAGUUGGUCUUUCAAAAGAUGCAAAGCCUAAAAGCACGCGCAGCUGCAUUUUUUCUAAAGCCACAAAGAACUUUUACUACAAAACCGUUUUCAAAUGAAACCAUCCAUGCAUUUAGAAAAGCAGAUACACACGAAAAGCUGCUUCCGCACGGAUCUUAUCUGAUAAACUUGGCGCAGCCGGAUAAAGAAAAGCUAGAGAAGUCAUAUAAUCUAUUUCUUGAUGAGCUAGUUCGGUGUGAGCAGCUUGGAAUCCCCAUGUGCAACAUCCACCCAGGAAGCAAUGUGGGAAAACUCCCAAUUGAAGUUGCAUGCCAGAUGAUUGCCGAUAAUAUAAAUAAAGCACAUAGCUCAACAAAAGAGGUUAUUGUUGUAAUAGAGAACAUGGCAGGGCAGGGAAAUACUGUAGGCUCAAAGUUUAAGGAGCUAAGGAUGAUAAUUGACGGAGUCACCAAUAAAGAUAGGAUUGGGGUGUGUCUUGACACAUGCCAUCUUUUUGGUGCAGGAUACGAUAUUACUACAAAAGAGAAAUUUAAAAAGGUGAUGGACGAGUUUGACAAUGUAGUUGGCAUUGAGUACUUAAAAGGUGUGCACUUAAACGAUAGCAAAGAGCCACUUGGCAGCAAAAGAGACAGACACGAGUCUAUUGGAAAGGGUCUUAUUGGUCUAGAAGCAUUUUCGUAUAUUAUGAACACGUCUAUUUUUAAUGGAAUUCCAAUGAUACUGGAGACACCAGACCCCGAAAAAUAUGCGUCUGAAAUAAAGCUUCUUUAUUCUCUGAUCGAAAGCAAAUAA